Molecule: messenger RNA, 699 nt
Organism: Penicillium salamii
Lineage: Eukaryota; Fungi; Ascomycota; Eurotiomycetes; Eurotiales; Aspergillaceae
Source: the annotation of a GenBank genome assembly
AUGUCUCAGCCGAUAGGUGGCGAAAAGCCCGGAGCAGAGGUUCAGCUGGAAAAGAAAGGAAUCAAUGCGCUACAGCGAUAUCGAUACCAAAAAUGGCAACAGAACACUAUAGAUUUCGAUCCCAAAUUCUCGUGCAUACUUCUUGACACUGAAGAGGAGCUUCGAGAAAUCGCCCAAGAAGAGCUUUCAAUUAGAAAGGGAUGCGCGGCACCAGGAGGCAAUCCCACAGAGAGACUGCGUUCCUUAAACAUUCAAUUUUGGCUCUUGUCUCAGAAGUGGUGGUACUGUCGCUCGAAUUUGGACGAUUUCGAAUUACGAGCGUUCAAACUAUGGCGAUUGAAUCCUCGGUGGUAUAUGCAUCGUGCGCUCGUCGAGGAAUGCAUCGGUCGACAGGGGUGCUGCGCACGAGCUUGUGGUUGCUGUCAGAAGCGUGAGAUAUCUCCGGGACGGAGUCUUGGGGUUGGACAUUGCACGCUCGAAUGUGCAUGUUGUCGGAAGAGCAGAGGGUUUGGGGUAUCCACUAUGGAUAGGAAACAAUUGAAAGAUUGGUUUAAAAUGUGUGCGAAGGGGCCGAGCCAUCGCGUGACCAGAUACCGCCAAGUCUCAAUUUGGGGCCUUGUUGGUGAUAGUGAGGAGGACCCAUCCAACAUGAUUGAUGCACCGCCAAGUUACGACCAGGUGAAGAAGUGUAAGUGCUGA